AUGGCGACGGCACAGCAGGGGCAGCUGUCCGCAGCAGAGAAGAAGACCAUCGAGUUCGGCUUGGCCGUCGCGAUCCUGACGUCGGGCCCCUGGGCGGGAGAAUGCUCCAGCAAACGCAGCAGCGGCACCUCGGGCGACCCAUCUAGCGAUCAAAGAGCUUCGAAGCAGCUUAGGUUGUGGCAAGGGGCGUGUUUGGGAGGCCUUGCCCAGGUUGGCUCCGGGACAAGGAGGAGGCCUGAAGGCAAAAGGCCACAUCCUGCAACCACCCGGGACGACGACAGAGGGAUAGCGCUUGCGGGAGGGAGUUGUGACAACACAAGCCACGGCAUCGGCAGUACGUUCCCAGCAGAGCUGUCACACGCACGGAGGAGCCAACGCGGCGGUCCGUUCCCUGUCACCAGCGGCGGGUGCGGUUCCGCCGCCGCCGUUGAGCCCAUGGGCAGGCUGCUGACGAGUGGUACUGGCUCCGACCUACGGGCGCUCGGGGCCGUGGCACUAUCUGGCUGCCGUUCAGACGGCGCACGAGCAGUUCGGAAGGAGGCCCUGGAAGGGAUAUGGCAUGGCGAUUGCAGCCCUAGCACGGUGUCGCUGUUCGUGAGGGAGAUGCUGGAACAAGUGGUUCUCUGCGGCCAAUGCGUUGGAUCUGGCCAUACAUACCGGCAUGUGCUAGACCUCAUGGUCUCCAUCGUAGAGGAGGUCGCCGAGACAGCAUCGGUAGUCGCCGCUGCCAACGCUAACGCGAACACGGGCCCAUCGCAGCCACACGAUUGGAGCGGCAACGAUGCUGCGUCGAUAUCUCGCCGGAUAGACGUCGCGCUAGCGGUCAGCCAAGCCUUCGACACAACCUUGGUACAGCUGGCCAGAGGACUCCGGGGGGGAGGCAUAUGCAGUAUCACCGGGACGCAAGGGCUUCAGGUAAACACCACAAGCGGCGGCAGCAGCCACGGGGGUUCGUCAGCAUCAGCGUUCACCCGUCGUCAACGACGCCGCGCGAUGGUGGCGCAGCCUCAGUCCAGGGAAGCAACCGCACUGGCACAAGCGGGACGCGCAGGGCUUUUCCUCGAUGCCUACGAGUCUGUCGUGGCUGGCCUUGGCAACGCUUUCAGCCACCUUGAGCUGGCGGAACAUUCCUUCGGUGAUGACGAUGGUGGUGAUGGUGGUGUCGACUCUCUCCCACCGAACGGGUCACCUACUGGCGACCGGCGCUCAUCUCCAGAUGAACUGUUGUUGUUCACACACCUCACGGGCGGCCAACACCUUGGCACACCGAACCGCCCCACAACUACGGUGCCGGAGAGGAACAUGCCGGCAAAUCAUGGCCUGGGUUGGGAUGCAGAGGCUCGACGGAACGCGUGGACGCAAACGAAGCUUGAGGUGCUUGCUGAGGCUACGACACUUCUGUCGAGUUUCCCCAUGGGGCAACUCCGCCUCCAGCGUGUUGUCAGCCGUGUCUACGAAUGGGCGAGGUUAGCCUGAAGGUCUGGAAAGGUGUUCG
Molecule: messenger RNA, 1495 nt
Organism: Ectocarpus siliculosus
Lineage: Eukaryota; Phaeophyceae; Ectocarpales; Ectocarpaceae
Source: the annotation of a GenBank genome assembly